AUGGGCCACCUGCGGGGCGGGAUGCGCUGCAUCAAGUUCCUGCUCUUCGCCUUCAACUUCGUCUUCUGGCUGGCAGGGUUGGCUGUCAUUGCCUUUGGACUAUGGCUGCGAUUUGGUGGGGUCCUGGGAGACUUAACUUCGGAGGAAAAAUCCCCAGAGUACUUCUACAUGGGGCUGUAUGUGCUCGUGGGAGCAGGGGCGUUGAUGAUGACAGUUGGAUUUUUUGGGUGCUGUGGAGCAGUGCGGGAGUCUCAGUGCCUGCUUGGAGCGUUUUUUGCCUGCUUGCUGGUGAUAUUUGCUGCUGAAGUCACUGCUGGAGUGUUUGCAUUUAUAGGCAAAAAAGCGGCAGUACAGGAGGUCCAGACCAUCUAUAAAGAAGCUUAUGAUGACUAUGUGAUGGACAUGGGGAAGAGCAACAAAACUCUCAUUCAGUUCCACACAGCUCUUCAGUGCUGUGGUAAAGAAAGUGAGAUUCAGGUGAAGCCCACCUGUCCAGAGGGCAUCCAGAUGCCCAAGAACUGCCUGGAUGAAAUCCAGAAUUUAAUUAACUCUAAUCUGCAGUUAGUUGGAAUCGUUGGAAUUGGAAUUGCUGGCAUCACAAUCUUUGGCAUGAUAUUCAGCAUGGUUCUCUGCUGUGCUAUCCGCAAUACAAGAGACAUGCUCUAAAACUCACUGCACCAUUUCUAUGCUCCGGGACUUCCAGACUAAACUUUACAAGAUGCAUUCUCUGAGUUUAAUAAUUGUAA
Molecule: messenger RNA, 746 nt
Organism: Emys orbicularis (European pond turtle)
Lineage: Eukaryota; Metazoa; Chordata; Testudines; Emydidae
Gene: TSPAN2
Product: tetraspanin 2
Exons: 8
Coding region: 1-666 (221 amino acids)
Cellular component (GO): plasma membrane
Source: RefSeq, a predicted model, not a curated record